AUGUUGCCCACUACUAUACCACUUCAUAUCGUCUCAUCGCGUCUCUACUGGAUCAGCAUUAGCUUGACACACUUCCGGCUCAUGCUGCUACGCCGAGUGGUCUUUCCACGACAUGUAGUCGCACCAUAUGCUCGAGCCUAUGCUGCUCGUGCUUCGCCAAAAUCACUACCGCGCCGGCAACAUGCACCAUCUGCAGCUAGGCAAGAGUCAGCUUCCUCGACCACAGGGCAGACGUCCUCUGGGGCUCCACGUCGUGCAUGGCUUAUCACUGGCACGUUUGGUGUUGGUCUAGGCUUCUACACCCUACAGCUCUAUCUUGCGGCCUCGAAGCCCUGCCACAACCCUCAUAUUGCGGAUCUGGCGCAACAGAAGGAUGUUGCGGUACGUUAUGAUUACACAGCCUCGAGUUUCGACUCAGAUGUCGGCUUAUCUGAGCUGUUGAUGGGCAUCAAUGGCAUCCGUAAAAAGCUUGCACAGAAGUGUCAUGGCGAGGUUCUGGAAGUGAGUUGUGGUACGGGCAGGAACCUCGGAUACUACAGCCUGAACAGCGCAAGUGGCAUAGUGAGCACCUUGAGCUUCAACGAUCUGUCCUCACAAAUGAUCGAUGUUUGUCGGAAUAAGUGGGAGACAAUAUAUGGUUUCAAGGCUAGAUCCGGGCAGCUAAGGCACGAUCUUAAGGUACGUUUCAUGACUGGGUCUGCUUUGGAACCUAUGCCUUUGUCGCCGAAUGGUAAGAAGUACGACACCAUCUUCCAAACCAUGGGACUCUGCAGCACUGCCGCUCCUCUCCAGCUGCUCGAGAACAUCAUUGCGCACCUUGAUACUUCGAAGCCUGACUCCCGGAUCCUGCUGUUGGAGCAUGGUCGGUCCUACAUGCCAUGGAUGAACAACAUCCUCGACGAAUCUGCAGAGAAGCAUGCUGAAUUGCAUGGAUGCUGGUUCAAUCGUGAUAUUGGGCAGCUGGUGCAGGAGGCAGCGGAGAAGACUGGUAUGGAGAUCGUCGGGGAGCGUCGACACCACUUCGGCACGACUUGGGUCUUUGAGCUGAAGCCUUCCGAUGAGCUUGUCAAGCGUACCUCCAGCAGUUUGGGUGCUCCAUCGACUAGUGUACAAACUGCGUCCAAUGAGAGCACAACUUGGCUCAAUAGAAUUGGUUGGAAAUGA
Recurvomyces mirabilis is the source of this 1164-nucleotide messenger RNA. RefSeq lists its product as uncharacterized. Gene Ontology annotation, molecular function: methyltransferase activity. Lineage: Eukaryota; Fungi; Ascomycota; Dothideomycetes; Mycosphaerellales; Teratosphaeriaceae. The record is from RefSeq and is a predicted model, not a curated record. Bases 1 to 1164 code for a protein of 387 amino acids. The transcript has a single exon.